AUGAGGUUAGGUAAAAACAUAGCGUAUAAGUCAGUUCCUGAGUGGAAGCUGAACAGUAUAAAUUAUAACAAGUUGAAGCGCGACAUAAAAGAAGUUGCAAGCAGUCAAAAUUAUGGUAAUGAUGAUGAGUUAUUGUGCAAGUUAUUUGAGUCUUUUCAGGAGCAGUUUAGGAUUACGAAUGUGUUUGUUUGUUUAAAGAUCAGGCAGGUUAAUGCAAGGUUAGUCGGUAUAGCGUCGAAAAUUGUGGAGUUGAACAAGGCUAACGAAAUUCCUGCUGAGAGUACGAAGUUUAAUGCUACGCGGCUCCACUUGGAAUACUGCAGUUUGGAACUUCAGCAGUUGUCGAGGUAUAUUAAUUUACAAAGAGUGGCUUUACGGAAGUUGACAAGGAAGUUUAAGCGGUAUUAUUGGAACAAGGCUGUCGCGAAGGAUUUCGUUUUGGAGUUGAACUCUUGUGAUGAGCUUCAUUACGGACAGGAAGGGAUAUCCUUUAUGAACGCUGACCUGGAGCCUAUUUUGGCAGAAAUUUCUCUGCUUUUACGGGCAUUGAUUAACGUAGGCAAUGGGACAAUUGGGUACGGGGACAGAGAGCUGGAAUAUCUGCUCCUCGAAAAGACAAUUGUUGAUACUACAGUUAAGUCUUGUUUAGAAUUUGAUGCACUGUUUUUGGGCAAGUACCACCACUUACAAACAUUUGUAUUGGCGAAGGACCAAGUGGACGACGUUAAGGCGCUUCUUAUCAAGUCGGGCUACCAUGUGGUGGAUAAGCAAGAUUGGCAGCAGCUUUCACAGAUCGAGAAUGAGACCGAUAACGGGAUACCAAAUAGUAGGCAAGCGACGAAGUUAGACAUGGGGACGUUAUCGACAUUACCGCACUCGUUACUUGAAAUGAUCCCUUUGGAUUUUGCUUUCGCGCAGGACGAUAAACACAAUCAACACCCCAGUAUACUUCUUCAUGGACAGGGGGAAGAUGAGUGUGUACUAAUGUGCCAUGUUGGUGGCAUGCGCGGUCAUAUAUGCACAAAGGAUCUACCGCUUUCCACCGUACUUGAGACAUUACUACAGAAACAGACAGAGCACGAUGAGACAUCAUUAUCUGCAUUAGAUGCAAUGUGUCUUGAUUGGAUUAAAACACAUCACCUGGGUAUGUCAGAUAUCAUAAUAAAUACGAAAAGGACAAGGUUUUUUGUUAGAAAACAAACUAUAAUUGGAGAAGAGAUCCAUCACACAGCAUACUUAAUUGCAAUUGAUGAGAACGUUACUGUUAAUAAUGAACUACACUUAAAACAUGCCUUCUUGGAAAUACGGAAGUUGAGUAGCCAUGUGUCUCCCAAUAAACAUGACAUGCCGCUAAUCAGGAUAUGCGGUUAUUUACUUGAUAACGGCAUUGCCUGUUGCCCAAUUGAUCCUAAACACACACUAUGGAACUUAGGACACCAAUUAAAGGACAGCAGUCAAGAAUUUAUUGAUGAAGAGUUCUGCAACAUUGUAUCAGGGCAGAUGUCAGCGACCGCCCUAUUUAAUCAAGGUAAGGAAAAGAUGGCCAAUAUAGUGGAAAUCCAGGGACAGAAUCACUUUACAGGUAAGCAGGCGAUACUAUUGCCUCCCAUAGACACUAGAAAUGAUACCCUACCAGUUUAUGGAGACUGGAAUCAUUGUAAUGUUGAAGAAUCGGCAGAAUUAAAUCAGAUAUACGGCGAGGAUGAGCAUGGCGGCUUCAUUAGAUUUAACAGGGACUUUAUUGAGGCAUUUUAUCACUGUCUUGAAACGCUCAGUUUUUUUUUCACUCAUGGGCCUGGAAAGCACAGCGAUCAAUGUGAAGAUGCAUACGAGGCGUUAUUGCAGCCUUCACCGGAGAGAAACGGGUCUUAUGCUACAUUUGAUCAAAGUACUAGCUCUUCAAUCAGUCCUGUACAUCCCAUGAUGUACUCUACAUGGGAUCCGGAAGGGCUUUUUCAUAAUGAAGUUGGAGGCGAGCAAUUAUACGCCUAUAAACAUGAUGCAGUAAUCUCAAUAUUUUAUAUUGUUACGCUCCUUAUGUCCUGCAUUACUACGGGUGCAACAAUGGGCAUAAUAUUCUCACUUUUUAGUGUAAUUGGUAACGGUCAAACAGAAUUUGAAGGAACAGUGUAUAUUACUUCAUUGGUUUUAAGCUCUCUGGUCUUAUCAUUGGUAUUAAGUUCCUUCAGCUUGCUGUUACUCUUCAGUCGAUUCAAGGUUGCACCCUGGUGGCAUUACACGAGUUGCGGGGCUGUUUUUUUCCUCGUGACUUCAUGCGUUUGUUACGGUCUGGUUUCACUGUUCAUCUAA
Messenger RNA from Eremothecium sinecaudum, 2310 nucleotides. It is a transcript of the gene VTC5, whose product is annotated as Vtc5p. NCBI's taxonomy places the organism in Eukaryota, Fungi, Ascomycota, Saccharomycetes, Saccharomycetales, Saccharomycetaceae. The transcript has a single exon. The coding region runs from base 1 to 2310 and encodes 769 amino acids. Gene Ontology annotation, biological process: microautophagy; vacuole fusion, non-autophagic; vacuolar transport. The record is from RefSeq and is a predicted model, not a curated record. Gene Ontology annotation, cellular component: vacuolar transporter chaperone complex; fungal-type vacuole membrane.